Molecule: messenger RNA, 2129 nt
Organism: Cryptomeria japonica (Japanese cedar)
Lineage: Eukaryota; Viridiplantae; Streptophyta; Pinopsida; Cupressales; Cupressaceae
Product: increased DNA methylation 3
Exons: 3
Coding region: 294-1601 (435 amino acids)
Cellular component (GO): nucleus
Source: RefSeq, a predicted model, not a curated record
GGUCUUCUCCCCAAAACAAAGGAACGGAAGAAAUUAGUAAACGAAAAUCGGAAAAUCGGAAAAUCAGAGUUAUGGCUAAGUUCAACAACCAUAGAAAAAAAUAAGAACUAGGCUUGUAAAAUGGAAAGGGGAGGAGGGAAUGCCUGCCUCACAUGGCAGAGGUCAGGCAUAAGGCUUAGGCUUAGCCUAAGUUUUUUGUGAAUGGAGUGUGAAAUCUGAUUUAUCUGAAGUUGUUUUCCAUCAAACCAGAGAAACUUGGGGGAGCUAAUUGGUGAAAGUUUAAGAUCUAUGAUAUGGAAGGAGAUCAGCACAUGGACCCUAUCCAGCAAUAUCCUGUUUCACAAGGCCAUGUUAUAUCUCAGCCUGCUAAUUUACCUAAACCACGGGCUGAGCCAUCAUUAAAUGAUCAGCGGUUUUUGUUAAUCUUUAUCAUGGGUACUUACUUUGGUCCAGAUCUGAAAAAUGAAGUGCCCAAAAAAUCAGCCAUGCAAAGAUUAGCAAACUCUCUUCUUCCAUAUACUCCUGAUCAAUUGGAAGCUUCAUUCAUGAAACUUUCAGAAGUCGAGAACAUAUAUUAUUAUAUUCUUAGAAAUGCAAACCCAAGUUGUGCAGUGAAGCUUCUGUCCCUCUAUAAGUUUUUUCAAGGUCAUCUUCCUCCACCUCUAAAGGAGGUUAUUGAGGACGAUCGACAAUUUACAAGUUUCUUUCCUCAGCACUUGCAUAAGCAGAUCAGACAUAAGGGAAGAUACAAAGUUUUUGAGGGCAUAGUUUUAAUAGAUGACCCAGAUGUUUCAUACAUAAAAACAGAAGAUUUAGAAAGGUUCAAGUGGUUGACUGGUCUGAACGAUUUGAAGAUAGAUAGAGAGGAGGCACGAAAUUAUCGUCAUCCUUAUGGGCCAAGGACAGACAGAGGUGAAGGCAUGCAACUUCGAGUCAAUGUUAAUGCUGGGCAAUAUGCCUAUAUGCAAGAUGGCAAGCCACUGGCUGUUGUUAUGCCAGAUGGUGUGCAGAACCAUAAGACAAGGACAAGAAGAAAGAAGGAGCCAAUGGCGAAACCAAAUAUGCCAAGAUCAGCUAUGCGGCCAAAGGAACAGAAGCCACCAAUGAAAUAUCCAGACACUAUGGGAAAAACCGUAUUGAUGGUUUCUUCAGCCCCUAGUAUAGAUCAGUGGAAUAACUCUGGAAAUGAUGCUAAGCCUUCAAUUCUUUUUACAGGAACAGCAACAGCUCGUCAAGCUGGCCCAUCAGUUGGUCUUGUUGAUAUCGGUACUUGUGAGGAUGCUUACUUGUUCCGCAUGGCUCUUCCAGGUGUCAAAAAAGAUCAACGUGAAUUUAGUUGUGAGGUUGAAUCUGAUGGGACGGUGGUCAUUAGAGGCAUCAUCACAACAGGAGAACAGAAGGUUAUCAAAAAGUCCCGUACAUUUCACAUGAAAACUCAAUCAUUGUGCCCUCCUGGCCCUUUCACAGUUUGUUUCCAGUUACCAGGCCCCGUAGAGCCCAGACAAUUUACAGGCAAUUUUGGUUCUGAUGGUAUUCUAGAUGGGAUUGUGAUGAAACAGAUGGAUAAAAUAGGCUCUGCUUGUUUGGUCUUUGAAUCUUGAAUAUCAUUUACGGAGGAGUCUCUUAUAACAGCUUGUGAUCGAUCAACAUGAAAUGCAUGAGAGCCGCGUUGUGGAAAAAUUGAUUCAUGCUUCAGUUUCCCCUUCUUAUUACCAUAUCUAACAGUGGAUCUGGAAAUUUAAUAUGGAUCACUUGAAGCCUUAUACAUAGUCAACUACACAGACUCACAUGAUGUUUUCAUUUAUAUUGCAGCUAUCUAAUAAAAAGCAAUGUGUCAUUGUGUAGCCCUUGCCAUAGAAUGAGCCGUACUUUUGCCAUCUAAUGGUUCCAACUGGCAGGAUAAGCUGAAAUCUUUGGAAGUUUGACAUUUCAUAAGUCCACUUUUGGUCGGUCACAGGUCAUUAAAAAAUCAUGAUAAUGCUCAUUGGUAUUGAAUUCCCUGCCCUGAUUUUACAGAAUUGAAUUAUAUACCAAACCCUGUAAGCGUUCUGAAAUUCUAGUUGCUUUUGUACUUGUAUGUUCUGUGCUUUCCAAAUUUUAAAGCUCAAUAUUUGCCUUCUGGACUGAAA